Orbicella faveolata is the source of this 881-nucleotide messenger RNA. RefSeq lists its product as uncharacterized. The record is from RefSeq and is a predicted model, not a curated record. NCBI's taxonomy places the organism in Eukaryota, Metazoa, Cnidaria, Anthozoa, Scleractinia, Merulinidae.
AGGUUUCGCCGGAUUCUUUGCAAAGUUGUGCCAAAAGUUGUAAGUGUUGUCUUUCCCAGGAAACAAAUAACUUUUCAACAAGCACGUACGGCAAUCUAAACUCCUUGUUUUGCUUGGCGAAUAUGAAGAUGACAUCUCAGAAGGUCAAAUUGCUUGUCUUCAAUUCUUUGGCCUGUUUGGUCGCAGUUGUAUCUUUCUGUACACGUAACGCAGGUGCAACCCGCUGUCUGUUCACGCAUAGGGAUCCUCAUUGUGAUGUUAUAGGCAAUCUGCCCCUACAACUGAACUGCAGCUACCCCGGGAAAUGGUUCACUAUCAAAAGUGUUAGCAAAAAGAACGACGCAGGAGAAUGGCAGGAAGUUCCUGCGGCGGUAGGCGUCAUUAAAUUUGUUUGCAAGACUACUCGAGUUCAAGGUUUUGGUUCCUAUUGUACUGUUCGCGGCAAAAUUCCAGGGAUAAAACCAGUCGAUGAAAUCAAGGUGGAAUAUUUCUGCUGGGAAAUUGAUCCUGAUUUGCUUGGAGGUUUCGGAAAGAGAUCACGGAGCCAGCUGAAGGCCAGAAUAUUACAUCGAACAAGGGGCGUCUAGAAACUAUGCCAAUAAAUCGUGCGAUUUGUCUACACGCUGACUACAAACUGAACAUAAUCAUCCUUGAUGUCUGAAUACUUGAUUCUUGGCUACUAUCUUAAAGAAAAAUACCAUGCAUCUCAUUAAUGAAAAAUAAAAGAAUAUAGCGGGGUUUUGAUUGUUUGGAUUUUAAAUUGUAUUUCAAUUGUAUUUAGUUGUCGAUGUAAUAAUCCUAUGCUGUUUGUGUUAUUGGUUUCUCGAUCGUUUGCUUUUGUCAAAACGAUUUAUUCAAGUAGGAAAUGCUUUGGAUAACAA